Molecule: messenger RNA, 1304 nt
Organism: Raphanus sativus (radish)
Lineage: Eukaryota; Viridiplantae; Streptophyta; Magnoliopsida; Brassicales; Brassicaceae
Product: vesicle-associated protein 4-2
Exons: 7
Coding region: 153-1034 (293 amino acids)
Biological process (GO): endoplasmic reticulum membrane organization
Cellular component (GO): plasma membrane; endoplasmic reticulum membrane
Source: RefSeq, a predicted model, not a curated record
AGCGAAAACACGGACGCGAAAUCAACGACUUAAAAUCCACUUUCUAUCUCCCUCUCGCGUCCGAUCUCCUCUCUCUCUCUCUCUCUCCUCUCUACAACAAAGUCAACUCUUCCAUCUGUCGGAAAAUUGCAUGUCCUAACUGCGACAAAGAGAUGACUAUGACGACGACAACAGAGGAGAAACCAUCUUCCGAUGGCCGAGGAGGUUGGGGUUUCUUCAAGAUCCCGUUUCGAAACUCUAGCGGCCGCGGAAACGCAGCAUCAAGUGCCGCCGCCACGUCUUCUUCUGCUUCUUCUACUACAUCUUCUCAUCUCCAUAACCACCAUCAUCACCACCACCACCACCACCAUCAUCAUCAGCUUGGCUAUAACGGGCCCCAUGGUGAUGGAUCGGGUCAAAAUCAACACCCGACUCCUUCUCCUUCGGUAUCAUCGGUAGCUAAGUCGUUUCUGCCUACGAAACGUAGAUUGAAGCUUGAUCCGUCGGAGAAACUCUAUUUUCCUUAUGAGCCUGGAAAGCAAGUGAGGAGCGCUAUUAAGAUUAAAAAUACCAGCAAAUCACAUGUAGCCUUUAAGUUUCAAACAACUGCACCGAAGAGUUGCUUUAUGCGUCCACCGGGUGCUAUUCUUGCUCCUGGAGAGACUAUUAUCGCCACCGUGUUCAAAUUUGUUGAGCCUCCUGAGAAUAAUGAGAAGCCAAUGGAUCAAAGGAGCAGAGUUAAGUUUAAAAUCAUGAGCUUGAAGGUGAAAGGUCCGAUGGACUAUGUUCCUGAGCUGUUUGAUGAGCAAAAGGAUGAUGUGUCUAAGGAGCAAAUAUUGCGAGUUAUCUUUCUGGACCCAGAACGCCCCAACCCUGCACUGGAGAAACUGAAGCGCCAGUUAGCAGAAGCGGAUGCAGCAGUGGAGGCAAGAAAGAAACCACCAGAGGAAACAGGUCCAAAGAUGAUUGGAGAAGGACUUGUCAUCGAUGAAUGGAAGGAGCGCCGAGAGAGAUAUCUUGCACAGCAACAAGGCGAAGGAGUUGACUCUGUCUAAGAACUAAGAAGAUCCUUCUCAGGACACAAAAAAGAAAACAAGUGCGUGCUUGUGAAGAAAGAAGAAGAAGAGGCCAAGAUAUUAAAUUUUCUCUACUAACUUCCUCAUUCAUAAUGCAAUCUUAAGGAUCAUGUUGGUAAAGAAAAAACAAAGAACGAAACUUUUUUCAUGUAAAAAAAAAAAGAAAACUUGGGAUGGGGGUGGGGGUUUGUUAAUGAAUUGUUCAUGGUAAGACUUAAAACUUAAUAAAAUGUGACAAUGGAUGCUGAA